Messenger RNA from Opisthorchis viverrini, 186 nucleotides. RefSeq lists its product as hypothetical. The record is from RefSeq and is a predicted model, not a curated record. The coding region runs from base 1 to 186 and encodes 61 amino acids. NCBI's taxonomy places the organism in Eukaryota, Metazoa, Platyhelminthes, Trematoda, Opisthorchiida, Opisthorchiidae. The transcript has a single exon.
AUGACCAAGGAAGUCUUCGUCAAGCUGGUUAUGGACACACAUUUUACUGGACUGGCUACCCGACAAGAGAAACGGGAUCAUGUUGUCAGUCUUUCCUUGUCCGGCCGCACCAGGAAAAUGCUCGGCACAGAACCCCGCGACAUCAAUCCAGAUCUUGCGUCACAUGGACAAUUUAAACCCACGUGA